AUGUCCCUGGGUUUUGUCCACCUGGUGUCGCUAUUUUCUUCAAGUGAAGCCAAGGUAUUGACGAAUAUUGUCAAGGAUGUCCUUUACAUGGUAGAUCUGGACGGAGGCCUCAUUCCGGGCGACACGAGUUCAUUGACGAACAAUUAUCUCGUGCAACUCGACCUAUCCUCGUCUUUCUCAACUGAUGAUGUCUCAAAAAUUAAAAUGAGCUUAGUCGACAGUAAGGUCCCGAAAAUCAAGGGUGGGAAUUCCCUGAACGUCACAUCCGUUGACCAGGGUCUGUGGACAUACACUAUCGCCGAUGGUUCAUGGAAAUUGCAGCAGACAAGUAUCCAGCCAGUGCGACUACAAGGAGGUGCGUACGCCAAUGCGCCCGAGGUCCAAGCUGUAUAUUGGGUAAGUGGGUUUCAAAACAGCGACAUAACGCCCGCCAUCACCGAUAACACGGUAAGCUAUGCGACGGGGAUGAUUCAGUGCAACACAACAACCGGAACCUUGACUCAAUUGGAUGCUCCGUUUACCCCCGUGCAGCAGGGUACACUGCUAUAUCUUCCAGUGGGAGAAAAGGGGGUCUUAGUGUUUGUGGGAGGCGAAGUUCCGUCUAUCAAGGAUGGGAUCAAUGCAACCUUAACUCCAAACCAAUGGAAUUAUGCAUGGGUCUAUGAUAUUGCCGGGAACAGGUGGUAUAAUCAAACUACUACCGGCAGCGUGGCAUCACGAACCCAGUUCUGCGCAGUUGUCGAACAAGAUCUCUCGACGUCAUCGUACCAGAUUUAUGUGAUUGGAGGAGCGGACUACAAGUCGGAGGAGUCGCUCGCAGACGUAUCCUAUCUAUCGAUCCCAUCUUUCAAAUGGUUUCAAGCCGGGCCUCUCAACAAACCUCGCAUGACCCAUGUAUGUCAAGCAUAUGGACGGCAAAUAUUCGGUGUAGGAGGCCGACUCGCGUGGGCAGACGACUCCGGUGGAGGGUGCUAUGAUAUGCCGGCCUUUAUAUAUGAUGCUCAAUCCGAGGUCAUCCGGACCCAAUUCGACCCUAGACUGUCGGCGUAUUCAGUCCCCUCUGCAACAGCCAAUGACAUCAAAUCCACGCCCUAUCCAUCAACAUGGGCUGACGCAGCUCUGGAAUCACUUUUUGUGCAGAAAACCCACAAUUCUACCAACUCAACGGAUGCGCAAUCCGACCCAUCAAGUGGCGCUAGUAAUUCAUCGACUGACAUCGGGGCGAUAGUCGGUGGUGUAGUAGGGGGCGUUGCCGGCGUAGCUAUCAUCUUGGCAAUAAUCUUCUUCAUCCUGAAAAAGCGACGGCGAGAUAAUCGGAAUCAACUGCUGGCGGAAAAGUGGUCCGACAAUGCACCGGUGGUGAGGGACCGCGUGGGAGGUGAACUGCCAGCUGAACACCCGCGGCGGGAGUUAGAAGCAGGUAGCAAUGCGCGCAGUGAAUUGCGAGGGUCUACAAGAUCUGUUUACGAACUAGAUGGAGGCCAAAGAUUGGGUGAGUAG
Molecule: messenger RNA, 1500 nt
Organism: Aspergillus pseudotamarii
Lineage: Eukaryota; Fungi; Ascomycota; Eurotiomycetes; Eurotiales; Aspergillaceae
Exons: 8
Coding region: 1-1500 (499 amino acids)
Molecular function (GO): protein binding
Source: RefSeq, a predicted model, not a curated record